Molecule: messenger RNA, 3452 nt
Organism: Xyrauchen texanus (razorback sucker)
Lineage: Eukaryota; Metazoa; Chordata; Actinopteri; Cypriniformes; Catostomidae
Product: dnaJ homolog subfamily C member 3-like
Exons: 12
Coding region: 392-1891 (499 amino acids)
Biological process (GO): protein folding in endoplasmic reticulum
Cellular component (GO): endoplasmic reticulum
Molecular function (GO): misfolded protein binding; protein-folding chaperone binding
Source: RefSeq, a predicted model, not a curated record
UGAGCAGCAGUCAGUUACCGCGCUGAAAUGUAGGGCGAUUUAAAUUGUACAGCCAAGAGGUUCAAGGAGAUUUUUGAAGUACUGACAGCUCUUGUGCACAGUCACUGUCACAAGCGGCUAAAAUCUAAAUAAUAAUGCACUUUUUGCACAGCAGUUGAGGGACGCUUGAUUUUUGACAGACACGCGGAACCAAAGUAUCGCAUUCCUUCAUCACACUCGGACGUAUUUUUAAUCCGGACUACUGUAACAUCUUGCCAAGCUGUUGCCAAGUAUGUCUGAAAUGCAGCUGUCAUGAUGAGCUGAGUGUAAAUACGCUUUUUGUUUUGUUACGCAUUGUCUGUCAAGGUGGGAUAACAAACGGCUGUUCAUUUGGGGUGUGAUUUAUGUCAAUAUGAAGUCGGGACGGCGGAGAGGUUUGAGCAGUGUCCUGUCCUCCCUGUCUCUGCUCUGUGUGGUCCUGGAUCUUCAGUUUGACGGUGUGUUAGGAGGAGCCACACCUGUUGAGAUUGAACAUCAUUUGGAAAUGGGCCGUAAACUGCUUGCGGCUGGACAGCUAGCCGAAGCCCUUUCCCACUAUCACUCAGCUGUUGAGGGCGAUUCUAAGAAUUACCUGACAUACUACAAACGAGCUGCCGUUUUUCUGGCCAUGGGCAAGUCCAAAUCAGCGCUGCCAGACCUGACCCAGGCAAUACAGCUCAAGCCAGACUUCCUAGCUGCCAGAUUGCAGAGGGGUAAUAUUCUGCUGAAACAAGGAAGUACACAAGAGGCCACAGAAGACUUCCAAGCAGUGCUGAAGCGUUCCCCGGAUAACGAGGAAGCGCUUGAUCAGCUCCACAAGGCCAGUGAGCUAGAGUUACUUCAGAGAGAGGCACAUGAUGCCCAUCACCAUGUUGACUACGUCACUACUGUCAAGAUGCUGGAUCAGGUCAUGGUGCUCUCUCCGUGGGACCCAGAGUCUCGAGAGCUAAGAGCCGAGUGCUACAUCAAGCUCGGUGAGCCACGGAAGGCCAUCAUGGACUUGACUCUGGCAACACGUCUCCGCGCUGACAACCGACCGGCCUUUCUCAAACUCGGUCAACUCCAUUACAGUUUGGGCGAGCAUCACGACUCGCUAAAUCAGGUCCGUGAGUGUCUGAAGUUGGAUCAGGAUGAUAAGGAGUGUUUUGCCCACUACAAACAGGUCAAGAAGCUGAGCAAGCAGCUGGAUGCUGCAGAGGAGCUGAUCUCAGAACAGAGGUAUCAUGAAGCCUUUGACAAGUAUGAGUUAGUGAUGAGAAUGGAGCCAAAUGUUCAGUUCUACGCUAAUAAGGCAAAGGAGAGGAUCUGUUUCUGCUUAGUCAAAAUGAGGAGUGCUGAGAAGGCAGUAGACAUAUGUUCAGAAGCUCACCAGAGAGAACCUCAGAAUAUCCACAUCCUCCGGGACCGAGCGGAGGCCUACAUCCUAAUGCAGGAAUACGAGAAAGCUGUGGAGGACUAUAGGGAGGCUCAGGAGUUCGAUCAGGAGAACCAGGAGCUUCGUGAAGGUCUUGAUCGGGCACAGAAGCUCCUCAAGCUCUCUCGAAAGAGGGACUAUUACAAGAUCCUGGGAGUAAGUAGGAGUGCCAACAAACAGGAAAUUAUAAAAGCAUAUAGGAAGCUGGCUCAGCAAUGGCAUCCUGACAAUUUCCAGUCUGAGACAGAAAAGAAAGAGGCAGAGAAAAAAUUUAUAGAUAUUGCCUCAGCAAAGGAAGUGCUUACAAAUCCAGAAAUGCGUCAAAAGUUUGAUUCCGGUGAGGAUCCCUUGGACCCAGAAAAUCAGGAAGGUGGAGGAGGGGGUGGAGCCAGAGAAUGGCCCUUUGGGUUCGACCCCUUUGAGGGCGGAGACUUCCACUUCAAGUUCCACUACAACUGAUAAUGAAGCGGCUGAUACAGUAUAAAUGGACAGUGAUAUUGACUAAUUCAGAAACAUUUAUGAAGCCUGGCUAGAGAAUAUUCAAAUUGAACUUUGGUGAAACCUUAUCAAAGUGAGACUUAAAUACAUAGGCUGAUUUGGACUUUCCCAGGAGUGAAUAACUUGUUCAGGUAACAUCCAUUUGUUUGGUGUUUGAUUUCGUCUGCUUGAAAAUACCAGAGUCGGAAGACAAAGUGGAGUCUUGAUGAACUUAAGUCUUAAACCCAGCUGAAUCAGUUCAGCUCAAAAUCUUCUAACUUUCUUUGAUUUACGUGCCAUCACUCUCAUUACUUCAUCUCUCUCCUCACUUUUAUGUUGCUUAUGUUUUCAUUGAAUGACACUCCAAAUCUAAGGGUUGUGGUUUCUUUUUUGCUGUGCCAUGCACUCCUGAUACCAAUGUCAAAUUUGGAUUCUUAAACUCUUAUGUGCCUGGCUUGAAGGAGUUAAACAGUAUUGCAGGUUUUUCCCAUUUUUCUGUCAUCUAUUUAUUUUUCCAAUUAUAAACCGAAGAGAGAAGUUUUCAGAAAUGUCUUUCUACUUCCUUAGAAGGCAUAAUUUCUGAUAAUAUUGAAGGAAGUCUGGAAAUUAACCCGCUCUUCUGCUGCUUUAUAGCCUGACAAAAGUCUGCUCAAUGAAAAUGUUUAGCUGUAAAUCAGAUGACAGGCUAUCAACCAGCAUUCACACUGUUAUUUUAUGUAAUAUGCAGCAGGUUGAUGUCCUGAUAAACAAAAAAUGCUAUCAAACUGUUACAUAAAUGUUAUGAGUUGCCACUGUACUUUCUACUUUCUCUUAAAGAAAUAUUCUGGGUUCAAUACAAUUUAAGCUCAAUCAACAGCAUAAUGUUGAGUACCACAAACAUUUAUUUUGAUUCCUCCCUCCUUUUCUUUAAAAGAUGCAAAAAUUUGAGGCACUUAAUGGAAGUGAGUAGGGACAAUUUCUGGAGGGUUUAAAGACAGAAAUGUAAAGCAUAAUUAAUGAAAACAAUUACAUGAAUUCUUCUGUUAAAACGCAUACAUUAUUUGAGCUGUGAAGUUGUGAAAUUAUGAAAUCAUUGUUUUAACAGCCAUUUUAUGUUUAAAGCGUUACGUCGUCAUGGCAAGGAAGUUGUAAAAUUGAAUAGAACUUUACACAGAAAAGGUUAGUAAGCGAUUUUAUAUCACACUAAAAUCAAGUUAAAAUGCAUAUUGUUUAUAUUUUGUGGCUGUACUUCACAUUUAUGGAUUAGCCCCAUUCACUUCCAUUGCACAUGCCUCACUGUAACCCCUCACUGUUUUUUUUUUUAAGAAAAGGAGGGAGGCAUUGAAAUCAGUUUUUGUGGUAAAGAUCAAUCAACAGCAUUUGAUUGAUCUUAUCUUGUAUUGAACCUGAAGUAUUCCUUAAAAUCCUUUGACCUCACUGAUGUAAAGGAAAUUGGUCUUCCUAAUGGUUUAUGUCUGUUUUCAUUUGUUUAAAGCUAUUUUUAAGCUACACAAAAUAAUGAAAACUCUUCAUGACAGAGUGUAUAUAAAAAAAUGUAUAUUAA